Molecule: messenger RNA, 2871 nt
Organism: Magnolia sinica
Lineage: Eukaryota; Viridiplantae; Streptophyta; Magnoliopsida; Magnoliales; Magnoliaceae
Product: probable disease resistance protein At4g27220
Exons: 1
Coding region: 1-2871 (956 amino acids)
Molecular function (GO): protein binding; ADP binding
Source: RefSeq, a predicted model, not a curated record
AUGGAGUUGUUGGGUCCAAUUGUGGAUAUCAUUCUCUUCUUCUGGGCUCCUAUUUCUCGGCACAUUGGUUAUUUCAAAGAUCUCAACAACAAUGUAGAGACACUGAUGAGGAAAACGGAAAAGCUAAAACGAAAGCAUGACGAAAUUCGAGCAGAAGUCGACGAUGCUAUACCAGUCGGAAAGAGACAGAAAGCCCUCGUUGAGAAUUGGCUCGCCAAAGUCAGAAAGACCGAAACUGAAGUUUAUUCAAUAAGAUCGGAGUUCGCAGUAAGGAGAAUAUGCACCGACCACUUGUCUCGUUAUAAAUUGGGAAAAAGAGUGGUUAAAAAGCUCGAAGACAUCAAAAAGCUCAACAAAAAACUCAAAGUAAAAGGGGUCUUCGAUAAGGUGGCUGAAUGCACUCGUCAGCAGAGGGUGUUGGAGAUGCAAACAUCACUACCGCGAGGACAACAAAGCACGUCUGAGGAAACCAUGGAGGAGAUAUGGCAAUGCUUACAAGAUGAGGAGAAUGGCGUUGUAGGUGUUUAUGGGAUGGGUGGAAUAGGAAAAACCACUCUCAUGAAAGCCAUAAACAAUAGGUGCACCGAAACCCGUGACUUUGAUGUCGUGAUUUGGAUAACUGUGUCCAAAGACCUCAAUUUGGGAUCAAUUCAAGAGGAGAUUGGAAACAGGUUGGGUAUGCAAUUCGGCAUAAACGAAGAGAAGAGGAUCAAGCUGUUUGCUCAGUUGAAGAAUGUGAGGUAUCUGCUUAUCUUAGAUGAUCUAUGGGAAGAAUUUAGCUUGAAUCAAGUUGGAAUUCCAAAGCCGGACAAGCAAAACAGAUGCAAGAUCAUGAUAACCACCCGAUCGGUUGCAGUGUGUAAUGCGAUGGGGGCCCAUAAGUCAAUUAAAGUCAGAGCUCUUACAAGGGAGGAAGCGUGGAAUUUGUUCUGUGGUAAUGCAGUUCUGUCAUCUGAGAUUCGACCAGUAGCAGAGAAGGUUGUGGAAGAGUGCAGUGGAUUACCGCUUGCAAUAAAGACAGUGGGGCGGGCCAUGCUUCGCAAGGAUAAGAAAGAGGUAUGGGAGAAUGCAUUGAGGGCAUUGAAAGAUUCAUCACCCGAGGUUCCAGGGAUGGAGCGUCAAGUGUUUCUUCCUUUGAAACUUAGCUAUGAUUGCCUAGAAAAUGAUAAGAUCAAAUUAUGUUUCCUAUAUUGUUCAUUGUUUCCAGAAGAUGAUGAUAUAGAAAUAGAUAAGGUGGUAAGAUACUGGGCAAUGGAGGAAGGAUUCAUAGAAAAUGUGAAUAACUUGGAAGAAGCAUCAAACAAGGGGCAUGACAUCCUUGAAAGAAUCAAGGACGCAUGCCUCUUGGAGGAAGGGUCUAAAGGAAAUAAAUAUGUUCGGAUGCAUGAUUUGCUCCGCGACUUGGCUAUAUGGAUCACUUCACCAUCGUCAUCCAUCGAAGGCUCAAAAUUCCUUGUGAAAGCUGGCGAGGGACUAGUGCAGCCACCAGAAGAGAAUAUUUGGGGAGGGAUUGUAAGGAUUUCAUUGAUACGCAACAAAAUAAAAGAUCUCCAAAUUAGACCAGAUUACCCUAACUUGGUCUCCUUCUUCCUCAAUGAAAACGAUCAAUUACAGACCAUUCACAGUAGCUUCUUCCAGCUCAUGCCGAAACUUCAGAUCCUCGAUCUAAGUGUUACUGGCAUCAAAUCUCUCCCAGUGUCAUUAUCGCUAUUGGUGAAUCUACGUGCGCUCAUCCUAACAGGCUGCAAACAUCUAGUGGAGUUGCCACCAUUGGGAAAUUUGAAGGAACUCCGAUUUCUUGAUUUCUCAAAAUCUGGUCUCAAAAACUUCCCUCAAGGCAUUGCAAGCUUGGUUAAACUUAAGCGGUUGGAUCUUUCAUUCUUGUAUGCUCUCAAUGCAAUUCCCUACGAUAUGAUUUUCAGGCUAUCUAGUCUGGAGGAGCUGAACAUGUUGGGGCUGAAACACGUGGACGGAGCUACUUUCAGUGAGGCUACAACCAUGACACGCCUGAGUUCUUUAAGUAUCAGAGUGUCCAAUCUUAAUGGCUUCAUCGCACAUGAUAUGUUCUAUCGAUGGUUUUCUGGCUUGAGAAGGUUUGAUGUCCAGGUUAUCUAUCAAGGUUAUCCGGCACUCGCAUGUUGUUCUGAUAAGGAUAUAAGCAUCUAUGGAUGUGACAAUUUCCCCUGCGGGAUUGAGGAGUUGAUAAAACAUGCAAUCUCUUUAUGGUUCCAAAAGUGCAAAGGUCUAACAAGUCUUUCUCAGUUGGUAGGCAAUUCAAAGAGCUUAAGAUGUCUUCAAGUCUUUAGAUUCAGUGGAGUGGAAUGCAUUAUAAACUGGAGAGAGGUUGGAGAUGAUGCAUUGCAAUGUUUACAGCAGUUGAAUCUCCGUCGUUUACCAAACUUGGAGAAGAUAUUCGAGGGUGGAGCGCCUCCGCCAAACACACGCCUUCAAAACCUAAGAAGUAUACACAUUGAAGAUUGUCCCAAGUUAAGGUGUCUCUUCUCUUCUAGUAUGGUAGAACAUCUACAUCAGUUAGAGGAGCUUGAAGUAUUGGGUUGUCCUGAAAUGGAGGAGAUGACAGAAGGCGAUAUGCUGCCUGAUAAUUCAUUCCCAAGAUUACGCAUCCUGUAUUUGGAGGACUUAUGGAAAUUAGCAAGCAUUUGCAGUCAGCGAUCUAUUUUUGUAUCUUUGGAAAAGAUCAUUGUAGAUUCAUGUCCUAUGUUGAAGAAGCUCCCCCUCUUGAGCUCAAGCAUCCAUGAAAUAAAAGGAAAAAUAAAAGGCAACAUAGAAUGGUGGGAAGGAUUAGAGUGGGAAGACGAGAACGCCAAGUCCCUCUACUCCACUAUUUAUGGAGACCGGAUUAGCAGCUGA